This is a messenger RNA of Phalaenopsis equestris, 1337 nucleotides long. RefSeq lists its product as uncharacterized. The record is from RefSeq and is a predicted model, not a curated record. The coding region runs from base 164 to 1111 and encodes 315 amino acids. Gene Ontology annotation, molecular function: acyltransferase activity, transferring groups other than amino-acyl groups. The transcript is spliced from 9 exons. Lineage: Eukaryota; Viridiplantae; Streptophyta; Magnoliopsida; Asparagales; Orchidaceae.
UUUAUUUUAAAUAGGGAUAAUUGUUCUUUGGCGGGCCAGUUAAGAGCAGCCAAGAACCAAAAGCACGGCGGGGAUUCCUUUGUUUUGAUGCCAACUUUGAUUAGGGUUAGGGUAUUUUCUCCCUUUAUUGUGAUUCGCUUUUGAUUGUAGAAUCGCCAACGGGAUGUCCAUCGCGGCGGCUCCACCGCCCGAUCUUCUACGACUUUCAGCCUGUAGAAAGAGUAAUCGGCAACAUUUCCCAGGAAAAUUCACCUCUGCAAAUGUUGGGACUUGGAGCUUAAUUAGGGCAUCCAAUGAUUGGAAGGAGGAAUGCAGUGUUGAUGGCAAUGAUCUAUCGAUGGAAUGGGGAAGUCUUGGGAUUUCUCGCGGGCCCUCUGAUCUUCGGUUUGAUAGGCUGCAACCCUCAGAGGAGGAGAUUAGUUGCAAGCACCGAAGGGUCUUUGGGAGAUACAUUGCUCGAGAAGCUGUGCUUGAUGAAGAGUAUUGGACUGCGGCGUGGUUGAGGGCAGAGAGUCAUUGGGAAGAUCAACCUGGGGACAGGCAUCUCCAGUUUAACAAGAGGAAAUUUGCUGAUCAGGAGUUUCAUGCAAUAAAGAGGCGAUGCACUGGGAAGUAUGCUGAUGACUGUGCCUGCAUUAUUACGGUCAAAAAGGAAGACAUUUGUGUAAAGCGUACAGUCUUAAGCAGCAUUGUUGGAACGCUGGACUUCAGCCUUAGACAAUUAUUUUCCGGACAAACGUUCCCUUGUGAGCGAUCAAAGGCCCCAAUUUCCUGCGGCAUAUACCGUUCUGAUUUACCCAGAUAUGGUUACAUUGCAAACUUAUGUGUGGCCAAGUAUGCACGUCGUCAAGGAAUUGCGAGCAACAUGCUCCAUCUAGCUAUGGAUGCUGCAAAAUCAUCUGGUGUUGGUCAGGUAUUUGUUAACGUCCACAAGGAUAACAUUACAGCUCAGAAGUUAUAUGAGAGGGUAGGCUUUCAGCUUUUUGCCUGCAGAUCUUUGAGAAGGCCAUCCCUCAACCAGAUGAAGAGAAUUUGUAUUUGUUGUGUUACAAUUUAUAGAACUUUUGCUGCAACAUGGCGCCGACCGCUAUUCCCAGUUUUUGUUGGCUAAAAAACGGUGAAAAAUUUUAGCUUCCAUACUGACCACGUUUUACAAAUGUACAUUGAUUCAUCAUAGAAUCAUUGGACUUUCAAUGUUAGUCUCAAUACAGACAAUGAUUUACACUUGUAAAUUGAUUGAUUGUAGGAAAUGUUCUUACUUUGUUUUUGCUCAUUAAAGGGACUUUAGUAAUGUGUAUUGGAGAAGAGGAUGGCGCCACAUUAGUAAGUAAAUUUAA